Molecule: messenger RNA, 837 nt
Organism: Metarhizium album ARSEF 1941
Lineage: Eukaryota; Fungi; Ascomycota; Sordariomycetes; Hypocreales; Clavicipitaceae
Product: DUF1275 domain protein
Exons: 2
Coding region: 1-837 (278 amino acids)
Source: RefSeq, a predicted model, not a curated record
AUGACUUCUGUCGAGAAGCCUACAACGCCGACGGAGGGCGCACCGCGCAUCGUGAUCAUGGCGGACCAUGAGAGCGAUGGUCCCCCGCCGGAAGCGGAGGGAGACAAAUCAGUUUGCGCUUACAUGUGCCAAGAUAUUCGAGGUUCUAUAUUUACAGAACUUCAGCUCGUCAUUCUGACAUUUUGCACCGGAAUGCAAGAUGCCACGACGUUCCCCGACUACCACUGCUUUGCGUCCAACCAGACGGGCAAUACCGUCUUCCUGUGCUUGGCACUCAUCCUCCCCCAAUUGAACGGCGAAACGUUCUUCACGCCCAACAUUGGCAUGGCCCUCGGCCUCUUCUUGGGAGCCGGCUGGCUUACAGGCCAGCUCAGUCACAUUAUCGGACCCCGGAAAAGGUGGUGGCUCAUACUAUGUAAUCUUGUCCAGUCGAGCCUCGUCCUUGGCGCAGCGGCCAUCCAAUAUCAAUAUGGAGUCAAGUCACAAGGAUCCCAGGCAUUGGUUGUCAUCGGGUUACUAGCCUUUGCCGCCGGAAGCCAAGUUGUCCAGUCCAGAAGUCUAUCGAUGACGGAAAUCAGCACUGCAAUGGCGACUGCAGCGUGGGUUGAUCUCAUGAUUGACCAGAAGCUUUUUGUAUUGAAGAACCGGCCUCGCACUCGCCGUAUAGCCUUCCUCUUGGCCCUCGUCCUGGGCACGCUCGUCGGAGCUGCGAUUUACAGGGAAGUAGGAUCCGCUACUGCCAUUGUGGUUUCGGGAGCUGGCAAGCUACUAGUGACAUUUCUUUACCUUUUCUCUCCUGCCGAAAAGCCUCAGAAGGAGGAGAAGUCCCCUGCAUAG